Messenger RNA from Epithele typhae, 3906 nucleotides. Its product is annotated as DENN domain-containing protein. Gene Ontology annotation, biological process: regulation of Rab protein signal transduction. The record is from RefSeq and is a predicted model, not a curated record. NCBI's taxonomy places the organism in Eukaryota, Fungi, Basidiomycota, Agaricomycetes, Polyporales, Epitheliaceae. Gene Ontology annotation, cellular component: cytoplasmic vesicle. Bases 1 to 3906 code for a protein of 1301 amino acids. The transcript has 10 exons.
AUGUCCAGUCCUCGUACUCGCGCCAACCCUCCCGUCCAGCCCCUCGCCGUGUCUGCCAGUCCCGGGCUGCCCAUUAGCGAGAGGCACUCCAGGACCUCUCGCGGCACCGACGACGAGUCCACAAAACCCACGUCCAACUCCGCUUCGCUCCUUUCCCGCCGGCCCACCGCGCAAAAGUCGAGCCUGAGCCUGCGCUCGACCGGCAGUGCACGCUCGCGUACCGAAGGCGGCGGCUCGUCCACCAGCCGCCGCGGUGGCCGGGCGAUCCCAGCGCCUGACCCGAUAAUCACCAUCUCCGCAAGCGGAGCCAACAAGGACGACUCCGGAUCCGGCCCCGGCCUCCAACACACCUCCUCUCUCAACAACCACUCUGCGCCGCGCCGCGACAAGGCUGCCCGCGUCCUGGGUAUCCGUCACCGCCAGAGCAUGGAACCCAUCCCUGCCUCGAACCGCAACUCGCUCGCGUCUGCUCGUUCUGCCCCGGCCUCGGUGAGCGCACCCCCGCCCUCCUCUUCUGGGCCCUCCAUGCCGCUCGCUUCCCUCUACGUCGUCUCUGGCCUCCCCAAGAGCCCGCAUACAUGGACCCUGGCGGACUCUGACUCUGUCAUGGGUCUCAACCAUAGCGAGGGCGCCGUCGGGCGCUGGUGGCGUCCUGAGGUGCUAGGCAGCACCAUCAGCCCCGGCGCCGGCGGAGGAGGCACGAAGCGCAAGAAGGGUGGCCGCAAAGACGACAACGGCACGACGUUCAGUUCGUCGGGCUAUCUCAGCAAGCAGGAUAUCGGAAAGAUGCUCUCCAAGGCACUUAAGCUGUCCUUCACGCGCGAGGUCGAAAUCAUCGCGUCCACGCUGCAGCCCGCGUCGACGGUGCACAACUUCACGUUCACCCUACCCGCGCCCUCAACGCCUCUCGCUACUAGUCCGUCCACCGACAUGCUGCGCGCCUCGGUCUUGACAACGAACACCGACGUGUCGUCGUACGCUUACCCGUACACGGACGACCCGUUCACGAGAGCCCGCCCCUCUUCGGCCUACCUGGGCCCGUCUUCGGGUUUCCUCUCUCCGAACGGGCACACUCCAAACCCGCGGUCAGGGAACGAUCUCGGCUCCGGCGUUGGCGGGGGGAACAACGCGCAGGUCACAUAUCACGGCGUGUGCCUGACUGUCUGGUCGCACGCCGACGCUGAGCGGACAGCGGCCAUCCGGCGCACGCUCGAAGCGAACCGCGCGCGCAAGGAGAGCGCGCAAAGUCUCGUCGCGUCGCGUCGGCGCGGGCACGGUGACGGCGGAGGCGACCCGACCCUGCAUGCGCGUCGGCGAGCGAAGAUGAGCGCGCGGGGCCCGUGGGGCGCGGGCGCGGGCACGGAUGCCGAAACCGACAUGGAGACCGACGGCGAGGGCGGGGCGGUGAGCGAGAGCGACUACGAGGUUGCCAGCACCGUGGGCCACACGCCGGGCGAGAGCACGCUCUUCUUGCCCGGCGACGCCGUCUUCUGGCUGCCGUACGCGUUGACCCUGGUCUCGCGCUAUCCCAUCUAUGACUUGAUGCGCGACUAUCUCACGCUGUCUUGGGCGCGCUUUUCCAAAGAUGUGCAGUCUCAUACACUCCAGAUUUCCAAGAUCCUCUCUCACUCAGCUCCGCGGCCUGGCGAGCUCGUUCGCCUCGACGCCUCGUCGCAGGCGAGCAACGGUGCAGAGACCAGCCUCGAAGUCGUCGCUCGCUUCCCUGGUGGUCUCGACUUCGGGCGUGGGCUUGUCGAUGUCAACUUCACCAUGUGGCCGUUGUUCAAGUGCCUCAACAUCGACAACAUCUUGACCAUCUGCGAGAUCGCCCUAGCACCCACCGGCCGUAUCCUCUUCUUCUCUCGGCACCCCGCCAUGCUCGGCAUCGCCGUGCUCACGGUCAAGUACCUGGUCGAGCUGCGCGCCUGGAGCGGUGUCGCGCUCUCCGCGGUACACUCGCGCGAUGCCAAAAUCUACAUCGAGGACCCCGGCCCGUGGAUUAUCGGUCUUGCCACCGAGUCGCGCCACGCGGUGCGCCCUCCUCCGGAGGUGUGCGUCGUGGACUUGGACAUCAACUACCUGAACUGUGCGUCGCCCCCUCCGGGUGCCAUCUCGACCAAGCAGCAGCGCGACCGUUACCGGCAGAAGCUACUUGCUGCGUUCGAACCUCACUACCAUCCCGAUCAUUGCGUGCCCAGUGAGUUCAAAGAGGCCUUCCCCGCAGGUCGUUUCCGCCCGGUAUGCAAGAUCCAGGCGAAGCGUGGUGCCGCAUCGACCGCAGUCGCGGACAUGGUCAAGCCGCCCGAGUGGUGGCAUUCGACGCGGAUCAUCCAGGCGUUCGACGGCGUGCUGGCGGACAGGAUGAAGAAGCCGUCACUGCUGAAGCGGAUCUCCUCAUUCGGCGCGGUGCGCGCGCCGCCCAGGCUGACCGUCGCGGAGCAGCACAUCCAGCUGUCGAUCCGCAAGCGCGCGUCCGCGUUCGUCGACGCGCGGGACGACCUCGAGACGAAGAUCGGCCGUCUCUCCCGCCGGCUCAACUUCCUGAUGACCGAGUCCGACCUCUGGCGAGACAAGUUCGUCACGUUCGAGCAGUACGCGGAGAAGCUGAGCGUGGAGGCGAGCGAUCUCCGAGGCAAGAUCAACAAGGAGCAGCGGGAGACGAAGCGGCUGUCGAGCAUGAUCACCCUGACGGCGGCGGAGAAGAUGAAGCUGCAGGACCAACUGCGCGAGACGGAAACCGCGCACAAGUCGGCCCUCACGGAGCUCGAGGAGAUGCGCGAGAACAUGGAGCGCAUGGAGGAGGAACGCGCGCAGAUGAUCGCCGAGGUCGAGGCCCAGAUCGAGCGCGCGCUCGUGCACAUGGCCGUCGACGUCGACGUCGACGACUCGGACUACGGAGGCUCGCGGCCGUCGAGCCGGAUGUCGUCGCGCUCGGCGCCGAGCACGUACCGCCGCCCGAGCGACGCGAGCCGGCACCCGAUGCCGGCGCUCGACGCUGCGGAGAGCUUCGCGAACGGCGACGACCUCCUGGUCAAGACGGAGCGCGUGACGGGAACAGUGAUGGAGGAGGAUGAGGAGGAGAUGGAGGCGGAGAAGAAGCGGCGGGAGGAGAAGAAGAAGAAGCGAUUCUCGGCCGGGGACGAGGGCGACAACAUGAAGGCCGUCGACGAAGGUAUCAGCCAGAAGAGCGACAAGAUCGCGCAGAAAGUACGCGAGAUCCAGCGCAAGCUCGAGAACGCGAUGGGCCCCGAGGCCUACCGCCGCUCGCUGGACAGUCAGCCGAGCGAGAGCGAGCUGUCGGAGGCGACCAGCCGGUUCCGCGCUCGCCGCGCCAAGCCCCACAGCAGGAAAAGCAGCUUGGGCGGGUCGACCACUGGCCACACCACGCCCCACCCAAAGGUGCCUUCGCCCAAGGUCCCCGUCCUCUACGUCUCGGAGAGCGAGUCCAAAACCGAGGUGGACCCCAAGGAGCGCCCCGCUCGCCCGUCGGUGGUGACCUCCAAGGAGACUCUCGACCGGCGCGGAAACGUGCGCAAUAUCCCGUCGAACGCGUCCCUCUCCGCGCUCGUGACGCCAUCGACGCCGAGCCUGACUCCGGGCGCGACGAGCAUCGCGACGGACGACGAGGAGACGGACUUCCAGAGCGCGUACUCGGCCAGCCCGCGCGGCAGUUACGGCUCCAUCUACGACCGCGACACCGACGGCGAGCAGGAGGGCACGCCCACCACGGUCGCCGCCGGGCACCACCACCUCGACGAGUUCGGCGCGCGCGACGACCCGGCGCGGCGAGCCCUAAGGGCCGCGAGCGCAACUUCAGCACAAGCACCGCAACGAACGUCCGUUACGGCCAGCGGCUCAAGUCGCGCGAUAGCGCGGACACCGUCGGCGGGCGCGCGUGAGCGAUGA